GGAGAGCCUUCUGUCUGUGCCCUCUUCAGCCCUUCGUGGUCUUCAAGGUCCAGGUCCAGCUCUGGACCCUGAAAGGGCUAAAAAAAUGCCUCCUUGCUUGUGGUGGGAAGCAGGAUUUUGAGGAAGUCAUCAGCGGAAGUGAGGAUUUCACCACCUGGUCCCCAAGGAGUUCAGCAGCCUCGCUGCCGUGGGGCUGGCGCUGUGUUCCUCAGUGGAUUUCUGACAGUCUGAUGGACAGUCCUGCAAGGAGAGGCACCUUCAGCAUGGCACAUAAAAGCCAAGAAGGUGAAACUGAGAAAAACGUGUUGUUCCCCUCCAUCCUCUACUCUAAGAGGGAGGUAAAGGAAGGAUCCCUGCAGUGGGUGAAAGAACCCCUCAAUGGCCAGGUGCUCAUGAUGCUCAGCAUGGACAACAACUGCUCAGCCACCUCCUUUGACAUGGAGCUUUGUGCAGAGAAAUUGAAGUCCCUUGGGGUUCAGGUGGCAGAGGAUCAGUGGAGAAGGUUAAUCCAGGAUGCUGUCCUGAAACCUGAAGUGAGACGAUACAUGUUCUACAACUCCAGGGUGCUCCAGAUAGCCAUGGCCAUGGUUUUCUACGUGUCUCUCUGGACAAACAUUUACUCCACAGUCCAGCUGUGGUCCUUCGGACGCUACUGGGGGACCAGCCUGCUGGUGACCCUGGCUGCUGUGGCCAUCACAGUGGCUGUGAUCCUGGUUAUUGAUCAUCACCAGAGGAAGAUAAACCUGAACACAGAUGUCAGGCUGGCAGCUGCCAAUGAAAUCUUUAUCAAACACAGUUUGAUUCUAGGAGUUACAGAUGUCCUGGAUGGGCCACACUACAUCCUACAACUGUGGUUCGUGCACUUCAGCCCCCAGCUCUGCCUCCAGUCCUUGUCAGCCCACAUCAUGGACCUGCAGAGGACACAAGAGUCGGGCUUGCAGCAGAGCCUGGACCAGCUCUGUGUGGUUAUGGAGGUGGUGGUUCAGCCUGACCCAGAUUUGGAGGAGGAAGCCUCACGGGAAGAGUCCCCUCUCCUAUCCAGUGGAGUGAACCUCAACAAAAAGCCUGUGACAUGCAAGGAGCUGCUUCGUCUAGUUCCUGAGGGUCCACCAGAGGUGAUGGCCCAGCAGCUCCUGGUGAUCUUCAGUGGAUGCUACGUCCGGCUUCUGGUCACUGGUCGGCUCCCUCGGGCUGUGGAAGGGGGACACUUGGAGCACAGCAGUGUCCCCUGUAUCUGCCAGUUCAUCAAGACCACCGUGCUCAACACACACCAGUGUUGGUGACCAAAGGGGGCUGGCAAACACUGGAAUAGGAGCUCUCCAAGCACCACAGUGUGAAGAAACCAUGAGGCAGAGAGAAGGCUGUAAGUGCCCAUCCUGAACUUGUCAGGAUGAAUGAGUGGAAAUAUGACUGUAAUAAAAUGUGAGAGACACCAGAAA
Messenger RNA from Calypte anna (Anna's hummingbird), 1439 nucleotides. It is a transcript of the gene TMEM268, whose product is annotated as transmembrane protein 268. The record is from RefSeq and is a predicted model, not a curated record. The transcript is spliced from 9 exons. Bases 231 to 1283 code for a protein of 350 amino acids. NCBI's taxonomy places the organism in Eukaryota, Metazoa, Chordata, Aves, Apodiformes, Trochilidae.